GACUAGUAAUUCGUAAAGCGGCUGCCACGCAAAAAAGAAGUCGAAUUUUUCAUUCAAAAUGUUGUCAAUUUUAGGAGGCAUUCUGGAAGACGAAAUAUCGUCAGGUUCUUCUGAUGAUUCUGACCACUCGUCAAGUAAACCAAAUCAACAAGAUCCUAAACUUGAUAACAAAAAUGACGCAUGCAAAUCUGGAUUAUGUGACCGUGAUCCUGUGCCUUCGCAACAGUUUUCGUCCCCUCGAGUUCCGGCGGACAAUUCAUCCAGCAAGCCGGUAAAUGCUGGGAAGGCAGCUGAAUCAGCUCUAGCAGGAGACAUGACAAGAUUUCGCUUAAAAUUUGAUCAGCUUCAGAAAUUUCAGAAGUUGCAAGAACAACGUAUACAAGCAGAAGAAGAGAAAGUUCCUGAGGGAUACAAAAGGCGGAGGAGAAGGAGGAAACGCAGACAUGAACAUCAAGAAGGUGAAGGCGAUGACCAUGGUUGCGAUCCUAGCAAUAGGCAACAGACUGGCCAGCAUGGUACAGAUCCAUCCACUUCUCAACCAGAAGGAGGUCCACCCAGGAAGAACAGCGAACACUUGGAUACACUGAAUGAGUAUCUUGAUGUCAACUCCCAUAUCAGUCAGGGUAUCGACCACGGACACCUUGCACCAGAUAAGUCUGGUCUGGAGAAGAGGUUAGACGAGGCUAUCGCUGAAGGUGACUUUGAGAAGGCAGAGAAGCUGAGUGAAGAUCUGUCUGUGAGGGAUUUAGGAUGCAGAAUAGCAAAGGCUGCAAAUGCUCGUGAUUACAUGAAAUGGAAAUUGGAGAGAGAAGAAGAGAAAGCAGCCAAAAAGAGGAAGAAAAAGAAGAAACUUGCGUGGGGAUUUGAAAUCAAGAACAGAUGGGAGAUGAAAGCCAACAUGUAGAUGAAGCAAGAUUUAUAUGAAGAACAAGUUGGAAAAUAACUCCAAAGUGAAGAAGGACCCUCGCUCAGGACUUGACACUAACUUCUUCUUUUAAGGGAUUUCAAAAUAGAACUUUUUACAGUCUGAAUGCAUGAGCCCUAUAUACAAAUUUCAAAAGUUUGGGGGUCCAGACUGAUAUUUGGCCACCCAUGUGUCCUGGGCGUCUGGAAGUGUUAAUCCAUGCUCUUAGCAUACCAAGGAGUUGAAUGUAGAAUACCGGUAUAUGUCUGUUGAUUUAAGGAGGAUACACAGAUUUUACAGAUAUAUGCUAUUUCUUCCAUGCAAACAUGCCAUCAAGCUACUCCAAGAAGUUGAUUCAUAAACUGGAACUCAUCCUUUCAAAUAUCUUGAGGAAUAGAUAAACUUUGACAUGAUCAGGUUUGAAAAAAGAAAAGAAAAAAGAAGAGGAAAUGUGGACUCUUGUGACUGAUGUUAUGUCCAUCAAGAAAGUUGUAAUAAGAAAUUAAUGCUGGUAUGAGCAAGUUUAGUUCAUAUGCACGACUUUCACCCUCCCUCCCACACGCCACAUGUCAAUUUAUCAUGAAUACACAAGCGUUUCCUUUCAAUAACUCAAGAUGGGGCCGUGUUCAUAUUUUGACUCCUUUCUCGUCUUUUUGUAUUGAUCUCUACACUGAUGCAGAUCAUAUUUGUUUUGCUUUAGUAUUUAUAGGAAAUUUGAACUGUAAAUAAACUGAAAUAUGAAUAUUUAAUACUGAAAGUUGUGUCUAGACAGUGAUUACAUUGGUUUUAAUUUUCAAUUUUA
Messenger RNA from Strongylocentrotus purpuratus (purple sea urchin), 1706 nucleotides. Its product is annotated as protein FAM204A. The record is from RefSeq and is a predicted model, not a curated record. Lineage: Eukaryota; Metazoa; Echinodermata; Echinoidea; Camarodonta; Strongylocentrotidae. Bases 59 to 904 code for a protein of 281 amino acids. The transcript has 5 exons.